This is a messenger RNA of Eucalyptus grandis, 1947 nucleotides long. RefSeq names its product probable serine/threonine-protein kinase PBL5. Gene Ontology annotation, molecular function: protein kinase activity; ATP binding. The record is from RefSeq and is a predicted model, not a curated record. NCBI's taxonomy places the organism in Eukaryota, Viridiplantae, Streptophyta, Magnoliopsida, Myrtales, Myrtaceae. The transcript has 5 exons. Gene Ontology annotation, biological process: protein phosphorylation. Bases 260 to 1615 code for a protein of 451 amino acids.
UAGCCAUAAAAAGAAAAGAAGAAGAAGAAGAAGAAACCAUCCCCCAAAAAUCUCAGAACUUUCUUUUUGCCACUCUUCUGUUCCCAUUCUCUUCUUCUUCUUCUUCUUCUUCUGCCUCCUCUCUCUCGUGUUUCAUGUUCUUCUCUCCUCUCUCUUCGCCUUUUGGGGCUUCGACUUCCCUCUCUUGAUUGCACGAUCGUAUCGCCGAGGAGAGAGAGAAAGAAGAGAGAGAGAGAGAGAGAGAGAGAGAGGUUGUGUCAUGGGGUGUUUCAGAUGCAGCGGGAAGUCAGUGAAGGAGCCGGAGGACGUGAACACACGCAGCGGCGCCACCGCCGCCGCCACCGCCACCGCCACCUCCGCCGCCGCUGCCGUCGCCGCCAACAACGGCGACGGCGACAACCUUCAUUGCCCGGCGAAGAAACCGGAAGAUCGAGGUGCUCCGGAGACUGCGAAGGUGGAUGCUCGCGGAAAUGCGAAGGAAUCCGAGGUGGAGAGGCACGAGGUUGCGAGGGACGAUGACCAGCUGAAUAUGGACAUGAGGGAUUUGGGUUUGAGGGAUAUCUAUAAGGAUGCAAAAGCUAACGGAAAGCGGGCUCGGACGUUCACAUUCAGUCAACUCGAGGCUGCCACGGGCAAUUUCAGACCGGAUUGCUUUGUGGGUGAAGGUGGCUUUGGCAAAGUGUAUAAGGGGCAUUUAGAGGGAACUGACCAGGCAGUAGCAAUCAAGCAACUUGAUCAAAAUGGAGUUCAAGGCACAAAGGAGUUUCUUGUCGAAGUAACGAUGCUAAGUCUGGUUGAUCACCCUAAUCUUGUGAAAUUGAUUGGCUUUUGUGCAGAGAGAGAUCAGAGGCUGUUGGUGUAUGAAUAUAUGCCAUUAGGAUCACUAGAAACCCAUUUGCAUGAUCUUCCGCCAACUAGAAAAGGACUUGACUGGAACACGCGAAUGAAGAUAGCAGCUGGAGCAGCAAAAGGUCUCGAGUAUUUGCAUGACAAAUUGAAGCCUCCUAUUAUAUAUCGUGAUUUGAAAUGCUCAAAUAUUUUGCUCGGCGAUGAAUAUCACCCUAAGUUAUCUGAUUUUGGCCUAGCCAAGGUGGGUCCAAGUGGGGAUAGGACCCACGUGUCAACAAGGGUUAUGGGUACCUAUGGUUACUGUGCACCAGAUUACGCAAUGACAGGCCAGUUAACAUUCAAAUCAGAUAUCUACAGUUUUGGAGUUGUUCUUCUGGAGCUGAUAACAGGAAGAAAAGCGUUUGAUCCCAUGAAAGAGUCCAAGGAUCAGUACCUUGUUGCUUGGGCACGCCCCCUUUUCCGGGAUAGGAAAAAAUUCUCCCAAAUGGCUGACCCAACACUUGAAGGCCGGUAUCCUGUAAGAGGCUUGUACCAGGCGCUAGCCAUUGCUGCAAUGUGCGUCCAAGAGCAACCCACCAUGAGGCCGGUCAUAGGUGAUGUGGUCACUGCGCUGAAUUACCUUGCCUCUCAGAAGUACGAUCCAAGUACCCACUCUGCGCAAAGCUCUGGGAAGGCCACCGGCAGUUCUUCUUCUAGAACGAGAAGAGAGGACAGAGUAAGCAUUUUGGAUGAUCCGGCCUUCUCAUCUUAUGGAUACCAAAACUAGGAAGACUGCAUGACUUUUGGCCUUGUUCAUAUAUGAAAAUGCCGACUCCGUCGGUCUUCAUGGGGCGCACAUAUUAGGUUUGACACGUCAUCCUCAACUUCAAUACAGGUAACUCUUUGCCCUCCGAGCCCCCACUUCAUCCCCCGUGUACAUGCGAGCUGAGUUUUGUAUGUAAUUAAAGAUUCCUCUGUGAAGAAAGGAGCUGUUUGUACCCUUCCAUUUAGUUGGAAAAAAAAAAGCCUCUAUUCUUUCCUUACAUUGUUUUGCCAUGAUCUGAGACACAUUGUGCUGAAAUUUUUUAAUCCAGACACCGAGAACUCAAUAUUCGACCA